AACCACUGCUGCUGUUGCUGCCGCCAGGGUGCUUGGUGGAAGUCCAGGACUGCUGAACAGCCGUGGGCUGCCAGUGCAACAGAAAAGGAGCUUGUCACUGCAUGAAUACCUGAGCAUGAGGCUACUGAAGGAAGCUGGUGUUUCUGUUCCCAAUGGGCUGGUUGCAAAGACACCGGAAGAAGCUUACAAAGCGGCAAAAGAGAUUGGUACUGAGGACAUUGUGGUGAAGGCACAAGUUUUAGCUGGUGGCCGGGGGAAAGGGAUCUUUGAAGGGGGCCUUAAAGGAGGAGUGAAAAUAGUAUCCUCUCCAGAAGAAGCGAGGGAGAUUGCCUCCAGAAUGAUUGGCAAAAAGCUCUUCACCAAGCAGACCGGAGAACAGGGCCGGAUAUGCAAUCAGGUGCUCAUCUGUGAGCGUAGAUAUCCAAGGAAAGAAUACUAUUUCGCAAUUACAAUGGAAAGAUCAUUUCAGGGCCCUGUGCUGAUUGGCAGCUCUCAGGGAGGUGUCAAUAUUGAAGAUGUUGCCGCAGAGGACCCUGAAGCAAUUGUAAAGGAACCUGUUGAUAUUGUGGAAGGCAUCAAAAGGGAUCAGGCCCUUAAACUUGCCCAGAAAAUGGGAUUUCCUGCUAAGGUUUUAGAUGAAGCUACUGAUAAUAUGAUUAAACUCUACAACCUUUUCAUCAAAUAUGAUGCUCUCAUGGUAGAAAUCAAUCCCAUGGUUGAAGAUUCAACAGGGAAAGUGCUGUGUAUGGAUGCAAAGAUAAAUUUUGACAGCAAUUCAGCUUUUCGUCAGAAGAAAAUAUUUGAACUGCAGGACUGGACCCAGGAAGACAAAAGAGACAGAGAAGCUGCCAGUGUGGAUCUCAACUACAUAGGAUUAGACGGGAACAUCGGCUGUCUGGUGAACGGCGCAGGACUGGCAAUGGCCACGAUGGACAUCAUUAAGUUUCAUGGAGGGACUCCAGCAAACUUCCUUGAUGUUGGGGGCGGAGCCACAGCGGAACAAGUAAAAGAAGCCUUUAAACUUAUUACUUCAGAUGAAAGGAUCCAGUCUAUUCUGGUGAACAUCUUUGGAGGCAUAAUGCGAUGUGACAUUAUUGCGGAAGGAAUCAUUAUGGCGGCAACAGAAUUGGAGCUAAACAUACCAAUUGUUGUACGGUUACAAGGUACGCAAGUUGAGGCAGCCAAAGCUUUAAUAGCAGAGAGUGGCCUGAAAAUCCUGGCCUGUGAUGAUUUGGAUAAAGCUGCCAAAAUGGCCGUGACCCUCUCGGAAAUAAUGACCUUAGCCAGGCAAGCUCAACUGGAUGUGAAGUUUCAGCUGCGAACUUGA
Messenger RNA from Rhineura floridana, 1327 nucleotides. RefSeq names its product succinate--CoA ligase [ADP-forming] subunit beta, mitochondrial-like. The transcript has a single exon. The record is from RefSeq and is a predicted model, not a curated record. NCBI's taxonomy places the organism in Eukaryota, Metazoa, Chordata, Lepidosauria, Squamata, Rhineuridae. Gene Ontology annotation, molecular function: succinate-CoA ligase (ADP-forming) activity; ATP binding; metal ion binding. Gene Ontology annotation, cellular component: succinate-CoA ligase complex; mitochondrion. Gene Ontology annotation, biological process: succinyl-CoA metabolic process; tricarboxylic acid cycle. The coding region runs from base 116 to 1327 and encodes 403 amino acids.